Molecule: messenger RNA, 1023 nt
Organism: Colletotrichum tamarilloi
Lineage: Eukaryota; Fungi; Ascomycota; Sordariomycetes; Glomerellales; Glomerellaceae
Product: polysaccharide deacetylase
Exons: 3
Biological process (GO): carbohydrate metabolic process
Molecular function (GO): hydrolase activity, acting on carbon-nitrogen (but not peptide) bonds
Source: RefSeq, a predicted model, not a curated record
GAAUCGAGCCCCCUAGAGGCCCCUCACUGCCGGCCUCGCGCCGUGGUACUCUUGAAUCUUGCCCCUGGGAGAAGCAAGGUUCGUCUUGAGCCACGAAGCGAACUCCCGAAGAGGUCGCACCCGGCCGUUCACCCCAUGUCCAAUAACCCCACAAAGGAGGUGUUCCCGUCUUUUGCGUUCUUUAGUCGUGACGAGAUUGAAGUGCUUCGUUCCCCUCGCUACUCUAAAUUCUUCGACAGAAACAUCGAUUCGCCCAUCAUGCUUCUCGAUACCAUCGUCACCGGUCUCCUGAUGGCCGCCAGCGCGGCCGCCAUCCCUAUCGAGAACCCCAUGGAGCUCAUCAAGCGCGCCCCGAGCGCUGGCGUCGUGAUCCAAAAGUGCGCCAAGCCCGGCGUCUUCGCCCUCGCCUACGACGAUGGCCCGUACCAGUACACUUCCCAGCUGGUCGACAUCCUGAACAACGGCGGCGCCAAGGCCACUUUCUUCAUGACGGGAACCCUCUACGGGUGCAUCUACAACCAGCGCACCGCCGUCAAGAAGGCCUUCGACUCUGGCCACCAGAUUGCCUCGCACACCUGGACCCACCCGUCCACCUUUGGUAGCUUGACCACGGCGCAGCUCACGACCGAGAUGCAGAAGCUCGAACAGGCGAUGGUUAACAUCAUCGGCAAGAAGCCUGCCUACAUGCGCCCGCCGUACCUCGCUACCGGCGGAUCCGUGCUCUCGACGAUGAAGACGCUGGGAUACAAGGUCAUCACUGAUGAUGUAGACUCUGGCGAUUGGAACGGGCAGACGCCGGCGCAGAGCGAGGCCAAGUUCACUGCUGCUGGCGCGAGCGGCAACGGACAUAUCCCUCUCAUGCACGAGACCUACGCAACCACGGUGCAGACUUUGACCCCGUGGUUGAUCAACUGGGCGAAGCAGAACAACCUCAAGCUGGUUACUGUUGCUGAAUGUCUCGAUGAUGCCAGCGGCGCGUACCAGUCUGGCUCUUUCACUGGCAACGGCGCGACAACUUGCUAG